This is a messenger RNA of Passer domesticus (house sparrow), 1840 nucleotides long. RefSeq names its product bleomycin hydrolase (gene BLMH). Gene Ontology annotation, molecular function: cysteine-type aminopeptidase activity. Gene Ontology annotation, biological process: proteolysis; response to toxic substance; L-homocysteine catabolic process. Gene Ontology annotation, cellular component: cytoplasm. The record is from RefSeq and is a predicted model, not a curated record. Bases 143 to 1510 code for a protein of 455 amino acids. The transcript has 12 exons. Lineage: Eukaryota; Metazoa; Chordata; Aves; Passeriformes; Passeridae.
UCCCUCGCCUCUCGCCAUCCGCCCUCCCGCCGCCGCCGCUCCCCCCCGCGCCCCCGGCCGCGGCCCCGGGCCCCUCUUCCGGCUUCCGGUGCCGGCGCUAUAAGAGCCGCUUCCGCCUCGGGAUCGUGCUGCCGGUGCCGCCAUGAACGCCCGCGGGCUGAGCACGGAGAAGGCCGUCGCCUUCACGCGGCGGCUGCGGGCCGAGCCGCAGUUCCUGCUGGCCCAGAACGUGGCCACAUGCAACGACCCGCUGGAGGUGUGCCUGCAGCGGCAGGUGGUGCAGGACACGGUGCAGGUGUUCCAGCACGCCGUGCCCGCCGAGGGCAAGCCCGUCACCAACCAGAAGAACUCCGGGAGAUGCUGGAUCUUUUCCUGCCUCAACGCAAUGCGUCUUCCUUUCAUGAAGAAGUACAACAUUGAAGAGUUUGAGUUCAGCCAGUCCUAUCUCUUUUUCUGGGAUAAGGUUGAGCGUUGUUACUACUUUUUAAAUGCCUUUGUGGAAACAGCUCAGAACAAGGAGCCAGUGGAAGGGAGACUGGUGCAGUUCCUGCUCUCCAACCCCACAAAUGAUGGUGGACAGUGGGAUAUGCUGGUCAACAUUAUUGAGAAGUAUGGUGUUGUCCCCAAGAAAUACUUCCCAGAGUCUCACACCACAGAGGCUACCAGAAGGAUGAACGAGAUCUUGAAUCAUAAGAUGAGAGAAUACUGUUUGAGGCUAAGAAAUAUGGUGGAAAGUGGAGGAAGCAAAGGAGAAAUUUGUGCUGCCAUGGACAUGAUGAUAGAAGAGGUAUUCAGAAUAGUGAGCACUUGCCUGGGCAGCCCUCCCGAGACUUUCUGCUGGGAGUUCCGGGAUAAGGAGAAGAACUACCACAAGUACGGCCCCAUGACCCCGGUGCAGUUCUACAACGAGCAUGUGAAGCCUUACUUCAACAUGGAGGACAAGAUUUGUCUAGUGAAUGAUCCUCGACCCCAGAAUCCCUACAACAGGCUCUACACAGUGGAGUACCUUGGCAACAUGGCUGGAGGGAGGAAAACUCUCUACAACAACCAGCCUGUGGAGGUCCUGAAGAAGUUGGCUGCAGCAUCUAUUAAGGAUGGCGAGGCUGUGUGGUUUGGCUGUGAUGUGGCAAAGCACUUCUAUGGCAAGCUGGGAAUCAAUGACCUGAAUAUAUUUAAUCAUGAGCUGGUGUUUGGUGUCUCCGUCAAGAACAUGAACAAAGCAGAACGAUUGAUCUUUGGGGAAUCCCUGAUGACCCAUGCCAUGGUCCUGACAGCUGUCACUGAGAAGGAUGGGCAAGAAGAUGCCUUUGAAAAAUGGAGAGUGGAAAACUCCUGGGGUGAAGACCGUGGCAAUAAAGGUUACCUGAUCAUGACCGAUGACUGGUUCUCCGAGUACGUCUACGAGGUGGUGGUGGACAAGAAGCACGUGCCCGAGGAGAUCCUGGCCGUGAUGCAGCAGGAGCCCAUCGUGCUGCCAGCCUGGGACCCCAUGGGGGCUUUGGCCAAGUGAAGCACGGAGCAUUUGCCUCCCCAUGGCCAUCAGAAGUAGCUGCAAUAGAGAAUUCCAGCAGUUGGAAGCCAUAGCCAAACGAUAACGAGACCGAGCCCUCGGCCUGGUCCCUGUUCCUGAAAUGUAAGUUAGGGAUCCUUGGGAAAUAGCGCUUCACUGGUGCCAGCUCUCAGACAGGCUGCUCCACAACUCAAAAGGGAAAAGGAAAACAAACCUCAGAAUGAAAGCAGAUGAUAAGUGCUGUCAAUGGCAGUUUGAUUUUACCUUAAAUUUUUAAUGCGAAUCAGCGUAGUAAUGUAGUAAAAUUAUCUUGACUGAUGCUUUCCCUAG